AUGGUAGAACUUUGGGGAGUUUUGGAAUGGAUGAAUCUUGCUAAAUCCCUAGGUUUGAGAAAGGUUGAGGUUAACGUUGACUCUAUGCAUGUGGUUUCAGCCAUGAAGUCAAGAAAGUCAAAUAACGUUAAGAGCAUGGCAAUGAUUAGAAAAAUUGGUGAGUUAAUGGACGAGUUUGACAGGUGUAGUAUCUCCCAUGCGUUUAGAGAAACAAUUGUGCGCGCAGAUGCUCUUGCUAAUGAUGUUGUUUUGUUCAAGCAGGAUUGUUUCUAUAGAGCUAUUCCUGAUUUUUUGAAGCCUCUUGUGGCAGCUGAUAUAGCUGGUUUAGCAUCUUCGGGUGCGGUUUCUUUGUAG
Messenger RNA from Vicia villosa (hairy vetch), 354 nucleotides. RefSeq lists its product as uncharacterized. The transcript has a single exon. Bases 1 to 354 code for a protein of 117 amino acids. NCBI's taxonomy places the organism in Eukaryota, Viridiplantae, Streptophyta, Magnoliopsida, Fabales, Fabaceae. The record is from RefSeq and is a predicted model, not a curated record. Gene Ontology annotation, molecular function: nucleic acid binding; RNA-DNA hybrid ribonuclease activity.